This is a messenger RNA of Pneumocystis carinii B80, 1026 nucleotides long. RefSeq lists its product as hypothetical. The record is from RefSeq and is a predicted model, not a curated record. The transcript has a single exon. Bases 39 to 995 code for a protein of 318 amino acids. NCBI's taxonomy places the organism in Eukaryota, Fungi, Ascomycota, Pneumocystomycetes, Pneumocystales, Pneumocystaceae.
CGUAUUUCACUGUUUUUUAAUAAACUUACAAAUACUUGAUGAAUAAUUUAUCAAGAGUUAUAUUUGGUUUUCCACGGAUAUCUCAUAUUAAGACGUUUAAACGUCCAUCUAAACCAUGGAUUGUCUUUUUUUUGUCUUUUUUCACAUUUUCUGGACUUGUAAUCUAUGAUAAAAAAGAAAAAGAUAAAGUAAUUGAAAAGUAUUGUAAUAAAGUGAAGUUCCUUUCUGAAAAACCUAUGGAUCCAUUAGAACUUCCAAGGAAAGUGAAGAUCUAUAUGAGUUUGCCGCCAGGAAAUGACAUUUGGAUGAUUCAAAAUUAUUUUCAAGAAUAUAUUAGGCCUAUUCUUCAAGCAGGAGCCGUAGAUUAUGAAAUUAUUCAAGGAAAUAAAGAAGGAUAUUUACAGCGUCAAGUGUCUGAAGAAAUCCUUCAAUACCGACGUGGUGAAUCUGGUUUAAGUCCAGAAAUGCAUAAAGUUAUGACAAAUGUUCGUCCUAGUACUGAAGAAAGCAGUGCUAUUAUUAUAGGAAGGCAUUCUUUGAAAGAAUAUUUGGCAGGAAUCCAUGAUGGUUGGCUUGAAAUGCUAGAAAGCCCAUCUGUAUUGUCUGAUUCUUCAAAAACAUCAGUUAAUAUUUUAAAAGAAAGCGUUUCAUCAGUUUUGUCUAAAAAAAAAUCUGAUUCAAACUUUACAGACGAUAUAACAAUUCCUACACUUCAAUUUAUCCCCUAUCCUUAUGUUCUUGGGUUUUUCAAUAUGCAUAUUCGAAUAUAUCGGUUCUUGAAUAGACGUUUCCUUGCUCAAUCUAUUGCAUCAAAAACUGUAGACAUCCUUUUAUCAAAUAAUACUCGUUUGUGGUCCGAUAAUGAUAAAUAUCUUGGAGAAGACGAGUGUCAUGGCUGGCCUAAACAAUAUAAAACUCGUACUACUUCUGGUGUAUGGACUGACGAUUUUCCUUUAGAUAAACGAAUCAUGAGUCAUGUACAUCUUUAUUGCUGAUAAUUCAAAAGUAUUAAUAAUCAAUAAACCU